AUGUUAUUUGCUUCAUUGAAUAUCCCUGGUGUAGCGGCUGGAACAGUCAAGAAAAGAGACAGAGAAGCAGGAAAGGCUAUUGAAUCUGUUGCCAAAAAAAGUUGCAAUGAGGCUCUUGAUGAAGAAAUAAAACUGAAUGAUGGGAAAGUUGAAAUAAGAGUUGCGGCUGAUGCUGGAUGGCAAACAAGAUCUAGUGGAAGGAAAUAUAACAGCUAUUCAGGUCACAGUUCACUAAUAGGUGAUAAAUCUGGGAAAAUAGUGCGGUAUGAUUAUAGAUGCAGAAAAUGCAGACUUUGUGAAAAUGCAAAAAGAAAAGGCAUUCAGCCCAUUGACCAUGACUGCAGGAAGAAUUGGGAUGGCUCAGCCAAAGCUAUGGAGCCUGACAUGAUUGUGGGGAUGUUGAAAGACUUGGAAAAAGAUCAUAUCCAUCCACAUGAAUUAGUAAUGGAUGAUGACAGUACGACAAUUUCACAUGCAAGGAAAGAGUCGGAAUCCAGCAAGUUACCUUCCACGGAAUCUUCCAUACAGCAGGUAUCUAACAUGUCCAGAGUUGAAAAAGGACUUGGAAGCCAUUAUUCAGACGUCAAUGAUGAACUGAAUAUGUCUCCUGGAGCCUAUACAGAAAAGGCGGUUGAAAAGAUGGACAGAAAAAGAAAGUUACAGAAGAUAAGACAGAGUAGUGCAGAGUACAAGAAAAGGAGAUGCCAAAUUAGGAAAUCCUCAAGUCAAGAUCAGGGUUGUAAAGAAGUGCGUGAAGGAAAAACAUAUGAAACGUCCGUUGGACUAGAGAAAAUGGAUGAGGAGCAGGACAUCAAUUCCAUUCCAAGUGCCACUGUUGAACCAGAGAGAAUACCACUAAGAAAUACUGAUAGCACAUUUGUUUACUUUGACCUAGAAACAACAGGUUUAGGUUCAUCAGCAGAAAUAUUGGAAAUAGGAGCUGCAAGAGGACAGGAUAUAUUUCAAAAAUACAUAAAACCCAAUGGUACAAUAUCUGCAAAUGCAACUUGUGUGACUGGUCUCCAUAUGAAAAACCAUGAACUUUACUACAGGGAUCAAAAACUUGCAACAACAGACUUGAAAUCAGCACUCCAAAAGUUUUCAGAGUGGCUAUCGGACUCGAAUUCUAACAUUCUUGUGAGCCACAAUGGAUUACGGUUUGACUUUCCAUUAUUUAUUCAAAACAUUAUGUCACAAAAUAUUGUGAUGAAUACAUGUAUUGUCGGCUUUAUCGACACUUUGGAGGUUUUUAAAAAUUCUGAUUUAAAGACACAAACUGGCAGUUUUUCUCAGGAGUCUCUUAUGAGAGAUGCAGGAAUCCAGUCAACAGGGGUUUCUCAUUGUGCUCUAACUGAUGCUAUGGACCUACAAAAUUUAGUGAACUUUCAUAACAUUCCUUUCAACACUCUGUUGAGUCAAAGUGUCAUGUACGAUUAUGUUUUACAGCAUCUAAAGUUUUCUUCAGUAAAGAAUGACAAUUUGAAAUCUCUUGACGUCUUAGUCCAUGGAAAAGUGAUUACAGAAUUUAUGGCAAAUAAAAUUGCAAAAUCUGGUUUGAAUAUGAAUUAUAUUAAACUAGCACACACAAGAAAUGGUGAAGAUGGAGUAAAAAACUUGUUUCAAGAAAUUGUAAAUGGUAAAGCAAGAGUUACAAAGUGUAAGAAAAUAAUCAACUCGGUGUCCAAUUAUUUGUCAAGUCAGUUGUAA
This is a messenger RNA of Saccostrea cuccullata (small rock oyster), 1707 nucleotides long. RefSeq lists its product as uncharacterized. Gene Ontology annotation, cellular component: cytoplasm. The record is from RefSeq and is a predicted model, not a curated record. The transcript has 7 exons. Lineage: Eukaryota; Metazoa; Mollusca; Bivalvia; Ostreida; Ostreidae. The coding region runs from base 1 to 1707 and encodes 568 amino acids. Gene Ontology annotation, molecular function: 3'-5'-DNA exonuclease activity; nucleic acid binding. Gene Ontology annotation, biological process: DNA catabolic process.